Molecule: messenger RNA, 2678 nt
Organism: Pecten maximus
Lineage: Eukaryota; Metazoa; Mollusca; Bivalvia; Pectinida; Pectinidae
Product: alpha-2Da adrenergic receptor-like
Exons: 1
Coding region: 135-1511 (458 amino acids)
Biological process (GO): neuropeptide signaling pathway
Cellular component (GO): membrane
Molecular function (GO): G protein-coupled peptide receptor activity
Source: RefSeq, a predicted model, not a curated record
GGCCGGAGAUGUACUUCCGGUGAUUCCCAGUGACUUUGUCGGAAGACGUGGUCUGGGGUUUACAUUAAGUUAUGAUGUGACUUGAUUAACAUAUUCAACUUAAUGGGAUAUACAUAAUCAACUUGUUUUUGGGUAUGGCCACCCUUUCUCCACCAGUGUUUGCUGGACCUGUUGACAACCAGGAUACACUAGAGGAUUUAAACACGUAUCUGGCUCGUCUCCUCAUCCCAAACGAUGUGAUCCUCGCCAUUUAUCUCUUGGCGGGGUUGUUUGGUAACCUCCUCGUCAUAUAUGUUUACUCUUUCAAGCUCAAGACCAAGCGUGAUAAUCGAUUCUUCAUACCAUUCCUCGCAUGCUUCGACGUGCUGGCUUGCACUAUAGGAGACAGCUUCGCCAUGUCUUUAAACAUUUUACCUAUCAUAUACUAUGGCGAUACGCUAUGUAAAACCUUGUGGUUUCUCAGCGAGGCAACAUCCAUCUCUUCAAGCCUGUUGCUGCUUGUGAUUGGCUUACAGCGGUUUCUUAAAGUGUGCAGACCUUUUGAAGCACAGAUGACUUCUAUGUGGAAGAAAAUAGCCCUGAUAGUAACAGUUGUGAGUGCGUGUCUAGUGUCAAGCCCGACCGUCCUGUUUUAUGGCGAGAUUCAUUCCUAUACACUGGCCAACAUGACGGGAAUACGGUGUGGGAAGCGGGACGACAAUCCAUACCUCGUUCAGGGUCUCCUCAUCUAUAACGUCAUUCUGUUCGGUACCGCUGUCUUUGGUAUUGUUACAAUGGCUGUCCUAUACGGCCUCAUAGCUCGGGUAAUAUAUCAUCAAUUCCUCCGUCACAGAAAAUCAGCACACAAGAACACAAAAACACACGUUAAAAUUAAAUAUUCCGACAAGUCGAAUACUUCUAUGUCAUGUGACGAUGAUGAGGACAGAGUGACGAUGCGAAAGGAUUAUUCUACAGCAUCACCUUCGACAGAAGGUCAGAGUUCGAAUAGUGUUCCAACACCGACGGAAACGGAUCUAGAGUCCCAAAUACCAUUUCCGGAACCGGAUAUGGAUGAUCAAUCGAUAGGCGAUUGUGAGAUUAAUGAUCAAAAUAGUAAACAAGAAAAUACCAAAGACGAGAAAGAAGAAAAACGAAUCAAAAGACGUUCAUUUGAUGUUUUACGUGAAAAUAUUGACAAUAUUCGUGAAAAACUACAGCGAGAGCGGGUUUACAACCAUUUUCGGGUUCAUCGCUGUACGUACAUGUUUAUGACGAUCACUCUGAUUUUUUUCGUGUCAUACAUCCCGCGCGUGGUCCUAAUGUUAUUGGAGUCGCUGGAUCCUGACUUCUGGAGCUCACUGUCUAACUCACAGAUACAGCUGUGCUACUUCCUGUACCGCAUGUAUCUCCUCAAUCACGUGACGAACCCAUUCAUAUACGGAUUAUUCGACAGCAGAUUUAGAUCAAAAGCGAAACGACUGUUGUGUCCAUGUAUGAUUACACGAAGGAAACGUAGCAUUAGACAUAACUAGGGCCAACCUUGACGUCAUGACAGCGUACUCUAAAUCAAUCUUAUGAGUUUGUAAAUGGUGACCAGAUUUCACCUGAUUGAUUAAAAUUAAUCCGAAGAUUUCUGAUCUUCGGAUUAGAUUACAAUUUGCAGUCGUAUUAAACAGGAAAACCAACAUCAUUCUUAUUUUAUGUUAAGUCUGUGGAAAACGGUAUGUUAACUUUUAUUAUUCGUUGACUUUAUUUAAAAAAUGCAAUAUUAACGGUUUUGUUUUAUUUUCUUUAUGUACUGAUCUAAAGGUUCUCAUACUACCACACAAAAGUAUCCGCCAGCCCUAUCAUCAAACUCGCGCUCAAGGCCAUCUGGUCACCCUACCGUCAAACUCACGUCCAACACCAUCCAGUCACACUACCGUCAAACUCACGUUCAACACCAUCCAGUCACACUACCGUCAAACUCGCGCUCAAUACCACCCAGUCACACUACAGUCAAACUCACGUUCAACACCACCCAGUCACCCUACCGUCAAACUCACGUUCAACACCACCCAGUCACCAUACCGUCAAAAUCACGCUCAACACCACCCAGUCACACUACCGUCAUCAAACUCACGUUCAACACCAUCCAGUCACACUACCGUCAAAUUCACGUUCAACACCCUCCAGUCACCCUACCGUCAAAAUCACGCUCAACACCAUCUGGUCACACUACCGUCAAUCUCACACGCUCAACACCAGCGCUUUUAAAAUUUCCUCAAAUUGAUUCUUUUGAAAGUAACAUAUUUACUAAUUCAAGUUGACAAUACUGAAUACAUUUUAAAGUUUAUGAAACUUUUGCAUGUUUUUCUAAUUUAAUUUAUCACUUUGUUUACCUCAUGUAUGUCAAUAUGACACAUUUGGUGUCAAAUUAACAGUGAAUUGAUACACUGUAAACUGUUAUAAUUGACUUUUAAAUCUACAUUUGCUUGUGAAAAUUAUUAACUAUUUCGUUAGGGUACCCCCUUCACUCAACUUGGUGUAUGCAAGGAGGUCCACUACGACUACCGGUUGAUAUAAUGAUUAAUCAUUUUAAAUUCGAUUACGGUUUUUUUUCGUGUAUCUACAUAUGGUGGGAAAAAAAUAAAAUAAAUUGGAGUGGGGGCCGACACUAAUGUGAAAUUUCCAUUUGCGUUGACCCCAUCUUGACAUGA